This is a messenger RNA of Arabis nemorensis, 1008 nucleotides long. Lineage: Eukaryota; Viridiplantae; Streptophyta; Magnoliopsida; Brassicales; Brassicaceae. The record is from the annotation of a GenBank genome assembly.
AUGUCGAAAACAGAGUUCGAAGUGUUGCUAGAGACAUUCACAUUCCCUGCUGAUUCAGCUCCUUUCAAGAGUUGUCAUGCAUCUACCAUUGUUGAGGUUGAUAAAGAUCAUUUUUUGACUGCGUAUUUCGGAGGCACAUAUGAAGGAGCACCUGAUGUUAAAAUCUGGUUGCAGCAUUUCAAGGAUGGUCAAUGGGACUCAGCGGUUAUUGUUGAUGAAGUGCCAGGAGUACCAAUGUGGAACCCUGUGUUGUUUAAGCUUCCAUCUCAAGAGCUCUUAUUGUUCUACAAAAUUGGCCAGGAGGUUCAAAAAUGGAGCGGUUGCAUGAAACGAUCAUAUGACAAAGGUAGAACCUGGACUAACAGAGAACAGCUUCCUCCCGGGAUUCUUGGUCCCAUUAAAAACAAGCCUAUUUUGCUUGAGGAUGGGACUCUCCUUUGUGGAUCAUCAGUUGAAAGUUGGAAUUCUUGGGGAGCGUGGAUGGAGGUCACUUCAGACGCGGGUAGAUCAUGGAAAAAGAAAGGCCCAAUAUACAUUCAAGGCAAGAAUCUUAGUGUGAUCCAACCGGUUCCAUACCAAACCGCAAUUGGGAAACUACGGGUUUUACUCAGAUCAUUCACCGGCAUUGACAGAAUAUGUAUCUCAGAAUCAUCAGAUGGCGGUGAGAACUGGAGUUUCGCAUCACCAACGGUUCUCCCAAACCCAAAUUCAGGUAUCGAUGGAGUCAAGCUAGAGGAUGGUAGGCUAGUGCUUGCUUACAACACAGACUCAAGAGGUGUGCUCAAAGUAGGAGUUUCUUUAGACGAUGGUGAUUCUUGGACCGAUGUUUUAACGUUGGAGGAAACUCCGGGAAUGGAGUUUUCGUACCCGGCGGUUAUACAAGCCGGAGAUGGGAAUGUCCAUGUCACAUAUACAUAUAACAGGACACAGAUUAAGCAUGUUGUGCUCAAGACUAAGACAUACAGUAUAUCGGUUCGAGUCCAUACCGGAAAACCCGGUGAAGCAUGA